CAGACUUUGCGUCAUCACGUGACAGGUCAAAAGAACUACAUCCGGGGCAGGCGGUUGGGUCAAAAGGAGAGGUUUUGUACUUUAUAAACAUCAUGUUGUUACGAAGAGUGUUACAGUGUAGUGUAUCUGCACUGAAGAGCAAGCAUUCAUUUCAUCACAGUGCGUCGUGGAGAAAUCCUCUCAUCCCCAUCGUUAUAGAACAGACAGGCCGAGGGGAACGUGCCUACGAUAUUUACUCACGCCUUUUGAGGGAGAGAAUAAUCUGUGUAAUGGGUCCAAUUGACGACUCGGUGGCAAGUCUGGUGAUCGCACAGCUGCUUUUCCUUCAGUCAGAGAGCAACAACAAGCCUAUUCACAUGUACAUCAACAGUCCCGGUGGUGUGGUUACAGCAGGGCUGGCAAUCUAUGACACUAUGCAGUACAUCCUCAACCCGAUCUCUACAUGGUGUGUAGGCCAGGCUGCUAGCAUGGGCAGCUUACUGCUGGCUGCAGGCACUGCGGGUAUGAGGCACUCACUGCCCAACGCCCGCAUAAUGGUGCACCAGCCUUCGGGAGGGGCCAGGGGACAAGCAACAGACAUCGCCAUCCAGGCCGAGGAGAUUCUCAAGCUUAAGAGACAGAUUAACAACAUCUACUGUAAACAUACAGGACAGCCUCUGGAAACUAUAGAGAGCGUGAUGGAGAGAGACCGAUACAUGAGUCCCAUGGAGGCUCAAGACUUUGGGAUUAUUGACAGGGUCCUGGUCCACCCUCCCCAGGCUGGGCAGGAUGAGCCAGAGCUGGUCCAGAAGGAACCAACCACCUCAGCCAGCCCCUCUUCCCCCUCCCAGCCCUCAGUCUCAGAGCUGGCCCAGUCUGGGGCCAGUCCACCUUCUUCUUACAAACCUGAACCGUGACAUGGAAGAGCGGUCCGUGAUCAGGCUCAGCCACUGGUACUGUCUCUUACAAUGGGAUAGGAUAUUAGAGUACACUUGUUCCUCUCUGAUAUCCAAAUGUGAGCCUGUGUUGUGUGUAUCACACUGUACUGAGCAAGCCUCAUCCUGGGACAGGAACGAUUGACAAAAUGAAGUCAAAACAUUACGGACAAGUAUAUAACAAUAUGGCACUUUGUCUUACUCAUAUGUGAUGUACAAAAAGCCUUGUGAUUUUACUAGUCAGGAUCACCAAUAAAAACACCACCUGAAGUGUA
Messenger RNA from Pangasianodon hypophthalmus (striped catfish), 1189 nucleotides. It is a transcript of the gene clpp, whose product is annotated as caseinolytic mitochondrial matrix peptidase proteolytic subunit. Gene Ontology annotation, molecular function: ATPase binding; serine-type endopeptidase activity; ATP-dependent peptidase activity. NCBI's taxonomy places the organism in Eukaryota, Metazoa, Chordata, Actinopteri, Siluriformes, Pangasiidae. Gene Ontology annotation, biological process: protein quality control for misfolded or incompletely synthesized proteins. The record is from RefSeq and is a predicted model, not a curated record. Bases 93 to 896 code for a protein of 267 amino acids. The transcript is spliced from 7 exons. Gene Ontology annotation, cellular component: endopeptidase Clp complex.